Molecule: messenger RNA, 2081 nt
Organism: Telopea speciosissima
Lineage: Eukaryota; Viridiplantae; Streptophyta; Magnoliopsida; Proteales; Proteaceae
Product: WRKY transcription factor WRKY24-like
Exons: 5
Coding region: 42-1778 (578 amino acids)
Biological process (GO): regulation of DNA-templated transcription
Molecular function (GO): DNA-binding transcription factor activity; sequence-specific DNA binding
Source: RefSeq, a predicted model, not a curated record
UUAUUCCCAAUUCUCCUUUUUCUUCUCUUUCUCUCUGUUUCAUGGCUUCUUCUUUUACAGGAAGUUUAGAGACCUCAUCACCUAAUUCUCAUCCAUUUUUCAGUUUUUCAAACCAAUUCAUGACUACUACCUUCUCAGAUCUUCUCUCUGCUGAUGAUGACUCUGAAACCCUGAAACGAGAACGAAUUAACAUGAGGCAGGGACUUUCUGAACGUAUCGCUGAUCGAACUGGUGCUGGUGUUCCCAAAUUCAAGUCUUUACAUCCUCCCUCACUACCCCUCUCUCCUCCUGCUCCUUCUCCUUCUUCUUACUUUGCAAUCCCUCCUGGGUUAAGCCCCACCGAGCUCUUGGAUUCACCUUUACUUCACUCCUCUUCCACUCAGAUUCUACCAUCUCCAACAACUGGAACUUUUCCUGGCAACGGAUUCAAUUGGAAGAAUAGCUCUGUUAACUUCCAGCAAGGUGUGAAGCAGGAAGAGACAAAUAACUUCAAUUUCUCUUUCCAACCGCAAUCACGGCCUGCCAUGUCUUCAGGAUCGAUGUUUCAGUCUUCUGCAGCAACAUCUUCUACGGCUGAAACCUUGAAAAGACAACAACAAUCAUGGAAUCAGCAAGAACCCAACAAGCAAACCGAUUUGAAUGCCACCGUGAAAUCUGAGUUCGUCCCACAUAGGAGCUUCUCUCCUGAGAUUUCAUCGAUUCAAACUAAUACCCAAGGGAGUGGAUCCUAUCAAUCUGAAUACAAUCAGUACCCUCAGAACACUAUGUCUGUCAGAGAGCAGAGGAGAUCGGAAGAUGGGUAUAACUGGAGAAAAUAUGGGCAGAAACAGGUGAAAGGGAGUGAAAAUCCAAGAAGUUAUUACAAGUGCACCUACCCAAAUUGUCCAACCAAGAAGAAAUUGGAGAGGUCUUUAGAUGGACACAUUACUGAGAUAGUCUAUAAAGGAAGCCACAACCAUCCCAAGCCUCAGUCCACAAGAAGGAAUUCAGGUUCUUCUCAGUCAAUUCAAGCUUCUGCAGCUCCAACAUCAGAAAUUCCUGAUCAAUCAAUCACUACACACGGUGCGACACAAGCGGAUUCUGUUGCAACUCCAGAUAAUUCUUCAAUCUCAAUGGGGGAUGACGAUUUUGACCAGAGUAAAUCAGGAGGAGAUGAAAUGGAUGAAGAUGAACCUGAGGCCAAACGAUGGAAGAACUAUGGUGACCUUGAGGGUAUCUCAGCUGCUGGGAGUAGAACAGUGAGAGAACCAAGGGUUGUGGUUCAAACUACAAGUGAUAUUGACAUUCUUGAUGAUGGGUACAGAUGGAGGAAAUAUGGGCAGAAAGUUGUGAAGGGGAAUCCUAACCCAAGGAGCUACUACAAGUGUACAUAUGUGGGAUGUCCAGUGAGGAAGCAUGUAGAGAGAGCAUCCCAUGACCUCAGAGCAGUGAUCACUACUUAUGAGGGGAAACACAAUCACGAUGUUCCAGCUGCUCGCGGUAGCGGCGGCCACUCAGUCAAUAGGCCCUUACCUGAUAACAACAACAACAACAACAACAACAACAACAACAACAGCAAUAAUGCAGUAAUGGCUAUAAGGCCUUUGCCCACUAGCAAUGGCUUCAGCAACAAUUCUGCUAACACUCUUCAAAGUUUAAAAGUACCAAAAUCAGAAGGGCAAGCAUCCUUUACUCUAGAAAUGCUGCAAAGCCCAGGUGGUUUUGGGUUCUCAGGGUUUGGGAACCCCAUGAUCUCCUACAUGAGCCAACCAGCAGAAUACAGAGACUGUCUUCCCUAGAGUCAAAAGAACUACCCAGGGAUGAGAUGUUUCUCCAUUCAUUGCUAUCCUGAAGGAACAAAUGAGUCAAGUUAGCAAGACAAUAAGAUAUUGAUUUGUUUGACUAGUUAAAUUUGUUUUACUGUAUAUUUCAUAGAAACUUGAAUGUUGUAAAUCUAUAGACAGAACACGGGAAGUUAGUCUCAUUUGUUCAUUUGUUUUGAGGCCUAGUUUAGACCUAGGAAAAUCAGGCCUCAUUUUACUUUUUGUACUACAACAGUAGAGGUUCAAAGUUCAAACAUAAAUGGAUUGAGAAUUCCUUUA